Lathyrus oleraceus (garden pea) is the source of this 835-nucleotide messenger RNA. RefSeq names its product 60S ribosomal protein L2, mitochondrial. Lineage: Eukaryota; Viridiplantae; Streptophyta; Magnoliopsida; Fabales; Fabaceae. Gene Ontology annotation, cellular component: mitochondrial large ribosomal subunit; ribosome. Gene Ontology annotation, biological process: mitochondrial translation. The transcript has a single exon. The record is from RefSeq and is a predicted model, not a curated record. The coding region runs from base 82 to 717 and encodes 211 amino acids. Gene Ontology annotation, molecular function: RNA binding; structural constituent of ribosome.
AGAAAAUGAAAAAGAAAAAGUAAAAAUGUUUUAUCUUUCAUUCAUCAACAGAGUAACCCUAGCUUGCUGUAGCAUCGAAGAAUGUCAGGAGUGAAGAGAGCACUGAGGCAGUUCACCUUCGGAAAAGGCAAAACCGCCGGCCGUAACUCUUCCGGCCGAAUCACUUCCUUUCACAGAGGCGGCGGCGCAAAACGGUUACAACGAGUUAUCGAUCUCAAACGUAACACUUCUUCAUCCAUAGGUAUCGUCGAAAGAAUCGAAUACGAUCCUAACCGUUCUUCUCGCAUCGCUCUCGUUCGUUGGCUCAACGGUAUCCAUCCACCUCCUCAACGCCGCACCACCGCCUCAGCGGAGUCCUCCACCUCCGCGGCUUCACCUAGAGUCCUCCAUCUCGAUCCAUCGUCAACCUCCUUUAAUGACACUCGCGGCGUGCUUGGUUUGAACUCAUUGCUUCCGCAACUCCACGCAGGAGCUGCUUCCGGGAAGGUUUUCAUUUCUGCUUUUUCGUCGAAGACUAAAGAAGAUAAAAUUGAAUCCGUUCCGUUGCCGUUAGGGUUACCGAGGAUUGCUGUGGCGGCGGCGAGACCUGCAUUCUUUGGUACGCGGUUGAAAGGUGAGGAUGAGAAGUUGGAGAUUCGUAAUUGGAAGAAGAAUAGUGAUGUUUGGGAGCAUAGGAACAAACGGAAAGCGGCGAUUUCUUGGCAUAACAUUGCUUGAUUGUAAAAUUGAGUUUAUCAUUUUCAUUUUCGAAAGACUAAUUGUUGAUUAAAUUUUAGUUGGAAUUGAGUUUUUGCAUGUUAAAGCAUGAUUCAUAAAUUGAUGAUAUUUUAGGUUU